Molecule: messenger RNA, 975 nt
Organism: Trichoderma harzianum CBS 226.95
Lineage: Eukaryota; Fungi; Ascomycota; Sordariomycetes; Hypocreales; Hypocreaceae
Exons: 3
Coding region: 1-975 (324 amino acids)
Source: RefSeq, a predicted model, not a curated record
AUGACAGAAUACUCGCAACCUCCACGUUCGUCAACUGCUAGGAGUAAUAUCGCAAGGGAAUUUACCGCACCGGUUGGGGAUGGGGCUCAGACCAGACGCUCGCUGGAGCAGACCGUGCCGUGGAAAUAUGUCGGUUACCGCGGGUACUCGAGAUUUAUUUCCUCUGAUGAUGGUUUCUUUAUCCUUCGUCGUUUCUCAGUGCUGAAUGUUCGGGUUUCUUUGGCCCUUCAAAACCAGCUAGUGAUGCUUGAGCGACAGCUGAACGAACUAGACAAUAAAUAUGAAGGUGAAGCCCAAAUUCACAACGGACGAUUUGAGGGAGAUGAGAAAGAUCGUGAAGAGCUCAUAUCUUGUAUUGCGGAGAAACUAGGGAAGUAUAAUGAACUUGUCCUACAGCAAUCCGCUCUACGAAGUUAUAAACCAGCUCCAUCACAAAAUAUCAAGAAUAUUUUCCGUUGGCAUGCUAAUCAUGGCAAUCGUGCCAUUUGCGAAAAUGAGCAGCAAUAUUUGCACUAUGGUGCUAUGCAUGGGCAUCCAAAUGGCUAUGAGAAUGCUUGCCCUGAGACAGAGGCCACCCGGAAGACGCGAACUGAAGACGACCUCAUAUGUGUGGUUCAAAAAGAAAAGCCGCCACUACGCCGCGUUAUUGACAGGUCGCGUAUUUUUCGAUCGAUGAGCCUUUGGGAAAAGAAACGAGAGAAUGUGUCUGCACAUGAUAUGAAAAAUGUCCUCUACGUCUCCGAACAGCGAUUGGAUCUCUUUGUUUCUCUUAUCACCACGAUGAUUGGUCUUGCUAUGCUCGUGACACCCCUCUGGAUCCUUCAGUCAACAACAAAUCUCCAAUCGAAGCUCAUAGUCAUUACUGUCUUUAUCGUCGUGUUUCUGCUUGUCCUAUCUUUUGGAAUGGUAGCGAGACCUUUUGAAGCAUUGGGAGCGACGGCAGCGUAUGCUGCUAUCCUUAUGGUGUUUAUGUAA